AAACAAUCUAUCUCGAAAGGCUCGGGAAUCUGGUAGUCCGUCACUUCUCUUACUGAUAGCCAUGCGCCGGUCUUAGUCUUUUUUUGUGAACAAGGACCAGCUUCUAUACGCAGAUGGACCGUUAAUUCGAAUUCAUUCUGCACAAUUAACGUAGGUAAGUUCGCUUUUUUUUGUGUUCAAUUUUCCAGAUUUCCUUUUAGUAGAAAUCAAUGGCGUCCAUUUUUCUUCCUUCUACCCCCAAACAGGCGUCCGCGCCGGCGCCGACUCCUAGCUCCGAAUCCCGGACACCAGGAAAGUGGCGGCACCCGCAUCUCGAUGAGAUUGUUCGAAGACAAAAUGCGGGGAAUUUUGGAGAUCGCAAUGUGAAGCGACUCAUCUGGAAUACUUCUGCUCUCCUAGCCACUUGGGCUUUUGGCGGUACUUUUAAAUCCUACUCGCGUUGGAUUCAAGCAGUCACCCAAUUCCCUGCGUAUCCCGACUUCUUGCUGCUCCUUCUACAGCUAGUUCUUAUCUUCAAUAUUCUCGUUGCGUUAUACCCACUCUUCCGACCGAAAGAUGACAUUGUCGACAUUCCUCUCACCCCGACGCAACGUGCCUUGCUGGGACUCAAUCCAUCGGCGACGGCCCCUCCAACCCCAGGCAGCUCGUAUAUUACCCCCCCAAAAUAUCGCCUCUCUGGAUCGAGGGCUGGAAGCCCAGCAAGUAUCUCUGGAUCACCGCUCUCAGCGAGCGCCAGCGCCUCAGGUCGCCGGUUCUCAUCCGGCACACUUUUUUCACCUUCGCCAAGCCCUUUAUUACACAAGAUGGUCGCCAACGGAGGCCGCGACAACGGCCGCAGGCAGAGCUUUGGAUCGUCUUCUCCUCUGGGUCGAAGCUCGCCUUUCAAAGAGUCAACCAUGCCUGCCAGUCCUUCACCUGUGGGAGGAAAACGGGCGAGUAUCGGACUGAGCAACAAGUGGCUAUAUGAGCGAAGCAGACGGCUCUCAGCCAGCAAUGGUAGUCUUUAACUUAUCUUUCGUUGGAGUUUGGUUGCAAUUUUAGAUGCAAGGCGAUGUAAAUCUUACCUAGUCUUUGCACGAAGGUGUUUCGGAUUUGGGUUUUUUUAGUGUAAUGUAUGGAGCAUAGAGCGUUAUGUUAUGUCCUUUUGCCUGCGCUCUCAGAUACUUUAGAAAAAAAAAUAAAAG
Messenger RNA from Aspergillus ochraceoroseus IBT 24754, 1184 nucleotides. RefSeq lists its product as uncharacterized. The coding region runs from base 210 to 1007 and encodes 265 amino acids. Gene Ontology annotation, cellular component: nuclear outer membrane; nuclear pore transmembrane ring. Gene Ontology annotation, biological process: spindle pole body duplication; protein import into nucleus. Lineage: Eukaryota; Fungi; Ascomycota; Eurotiomycetes; Eurotiales; Aspergillaceae. The record is from RefSeq and is a predicted model, not a curated record. The transcript is spliced from 3 exons.